AUGCGUCUUUGUUGCAUGCAUGCACCUGUGCUCGUGAUUCCUCUUCUCCCUCAGCUGGAGUGGCACGACAUCAAGGAGGGCGCUGCUGUGGCACGUGCGGAUGCUGAAGUCGUGGUGGAGGGUCAUGGCUACUCACCCACCACUUACCAUGUGCAUGUGCUGCUGGUUCCCUCCCGCGCCACUUUCUGGUGGUGGGCCAUAAUCGUCCUCAUAGUGCUCAUCUUUCUGGCCGUGGCGCUGCUCUUCGUGCUCGUCACGCCAGAGGCAAGCAGGCCCACUUGGGUGCAGAGCGGCAUCCACUGGAUACAGAGCAACACCCAAUGGCUACAGCAGCAUGCGCGUGGUGGCGGUGGCUAUGCUCCGCUUCCCUCUGCCUAG
This is a messenger RNA of Closterium sp. Yama58-4, 378 nucleotides long. The record is from the annotation of a GenBank genome assembly. Lineage: Eukaryota; Viridiplantae; Streptophyta; Zygnematophyceae; Desmidiales; Closteriaceae.